AUGUCAACCUCAUUGUGUGCCCGACCGUCAGGCAUCUGGAACGCUUCGCGGUCACCAGUAACUCGGCAGCUAUGUCGACGCGCCCCGGCACGUUGCUAUGCUGUCGACAGCACUGACGAACCAGAAUGGUUCCAAGCACUACGGGCCAGGAUGCUCGGUCGAGAGGCCACGCACAUGUAUGAGCUCAUCACCGCUGGGCCUCAAAGUCGGCUCUCAAAUACUCUACUUGGAUUCCUCCCGGCUGAAUGGUGCCGCCCGCUGCCAACCACGCGUCCAGUGAUCCCCCCCGGGCAACAUCUGCUAUGGUUCAACUCAGCACUACCAACGCAGGAGCUGCUGCCCGAUGGAACAGACGCGUCGCAGAGUCCGGGAGAUCCUUGGGUACGGCGCAUGUGGGCUGGCGGCUCUGUAACGCUCAGGUCAAAUGAUUACUACGACCGGAAGUAUGGCUUUAUUCUGAACACGGCCAUGGCAGGUACGGAACGGAUCAAGGAUGUGCGACUACGAGGAGAAGGUGACACAGCCAAAAUCUUUGUGACCAUCGAACGUCGCUUCGCAAGAGUAAAGGACAUAUACACUACUAUCAGAGAGGAACGCAGACGCGAGUCUCAAUACGGCUCUCCAAGCCGUAUCUUCGAGCGACUGCUUCGCGACGACCAUGAGUGGGGUAGCGCCAUCCUUAAAGAGGAGCGUGAGCUUGUUUUCUUCAAGGAGCGAUCUGCCGCUGAGCUCAAGGCAAUCAAAGCUGGACAGAUGAUCUCGGUGAAGUAUCUAGAUCGUCCUAGCGAGCCCGAAGUUUCAGUUGUGCUUAUACCCACGCGCUCUCUCCUCUUCCGGUUCUCUGCCCUCACUUUUAAUGCACAUGCCAUCCAUCUUGAUCGGGAAUACGCACGUAGCGUCGAAGGCCAUCGCAACCUUUUGGUACAUGGCCCACUGUCUUUGGUACUUAUGUUGAACGUCAUAUCGUGGCAUUUGAAAUCUGCAACUCGAAAUCGAGAGGUGGUAGAACGUAUUGAUUACCGAAAUCUUGCGCCUUUGUAUUGCGAUGAAGAAAUGCGCAUUUGCGCUGCGAAGAAAAAUACAACGGAGAAUGGAAGUACAUACGACGUUUGGGUUGAGGGACCAACAGGCGGUGUGGCCGUUAGAGGCACGGUACAGACAGCAAUGUGGCAAGGAGAAAGUCAUCCUAAAAAGAAGAAUAGGCAGAGCAUGGAGAAAUUAGCCAGCACAACCGGCAAGACAAUACACAACUCGAACGGAGUUUCAUCAAUUCCCAUGUCCCUGCCAAUUUCCGAUACCGUUGCGAUAGAUCCUUUGUCCUCCAGUAUUUGGCCAGAUGUCCGGGCUGAACAGCUCGACGUACAGAAUCCCAAGUCAUUUGGCCAGUCGAAUCGAUACAACAAACGCACUCGUACACGUUCAUAUCAAUUUGUUCAGCCUAGUCCGCCUGUGCGACAUGUGAACAGUCAUCGACCCCUUCGGCCAACAAUGUCGCCUAGAUCGCGCUAUCUACUACGACGUUUGACCCAGAGGCAGCCACAGACAAAUUAUGUGAAGCCUCUACCGAUAGUACGAACCUAUGGUGCUUCACCAUAUGAAGCCGGGAAAUAUACUCGAUUUCGAAAGUAUGGCGUACGCAAGAUUGAAAAAGUCAGAGUUAGGAUGCUAGCGUCAUUAUACCCUUCACAAUCUCUGAAUCGUCGACACUAA
Messenger RNA from Plenodomus lingam JN3, 1710 nucleotides. The record is from RefSeq and is a predicted model, not a curated record. Lineage: Eukaryota; Fungi; Ascomycota; Dothideomycetes; Pleosporales; Leptosphaeriaceae.